AUGACUAUACAAGACAAACAACAACAGGAACAAGAAGAAGAAAUAAAAUGGACAUUAUUGACAAUUGAUGAUCUACCAAAGAUACAUGAAAUCAAUACGGUUGCAUUUAUGGAAGACCCAUAUCUAAAUUAUAUGUUUCAUGAAAUACCAAAAGAAGAGAGACAACCAUUUAUAAGUGAUAUUCAAAAGGCAUUCAUCAAACAGACGAUUGGAUCGAAUGAAUCCUAUUGUUUGGGUGAUAAACAAAAAGAUGGUAUUCGAUCGGUUGUACUCAUGUUACCACCACACGUUCCAUGGCCUGAAGAUCUCUGGAAAUUAUAUUGUGACAAACAAGAAGAAAUCAUUUUAAAUCAAAGAAAAUUAACUAGUACUUUUGAUAGAUUCCUUGCUGUUGAAGAAUACUUUUCAGAAAGAUUUUUACAUCAUGAUGCAAUUGAAGGAUAUUAUUUAUUGAUAUUAUCAACUGAUACUAGAUUACAUGGAGGUGGAUUGGCAUCUAAAUUGUUAAAUGUACUAUUUGAAAAGUUGGAUCGUGAACAAAAGAGUGUCUACUUGGAAUGUACUAGUCCCAAGUUAUGUGGCUAUUAUGAAAAGAUGGGUUUUGUCGCCGUUGAAAAGGGAUCAUUGCCUCACAUCCCUGCUGAACUCGAACAAAAAUAUAUUCCAUCUGUUACAUUUUUUAAAAGAAAUCCAAAACCAUCUAAUUAA
Messenger RNA from Cavenderia fasciculata, 708 nucleotides. RefSeq lists its product as uncharacterized. The transcript has 2 exons. NCBI's taxonomy places the organism in Eukaryota, Evosea, Eumycetozoa, Acytosteliales, Cavenderiaceae. Bases 1 to 708 code for a protein of 235 amino acids. The record is from RefSeq and is a predicted model, not a curated record.